This is a messenger RNA of Populus nigra (black poplar), 989 nucleotides long. RefSeq lists its product as uncharacterized. The transcript is spliced from 2 exons. Lineage: Eukaryota; Viridiplantae; Streptophyta; Magnoliopsida; Malpighiales; Salicaceae. Bases 190 to 861 code for a protein of 223 amino acids. The record is from RefSeq and is a predicted model, not a curated record.
AAAUCAAAAUAAAAAUUAGAAGAAGAAAAUGAAAAAAAAGAAGAAAAAGAAGUUAGUUCACUUUUAAUUUGAUCUCAGAUUAGAACCCUAAAAAUUGGAGAAGAUAGUGACAAGUCAAAUAAAUAAGAGAAUCAAAAGACAAGCCUUCCUUUUUAUCCCUCUGAAUCAAUUCAAAUUUAAAAAGAGCAAAUGAAUCCCAAGAAAAUGGCGCACAACAACUUCUUCUCCUCUCUGAGACAGGUUGAGAAAAGAAUGAAGCUUGAAAACCCAACAACAGUGGAAACUAACUACGAAGAAUCUCUGAGCACACCAUUAUAUCUCCACACAGACCAAGAACCCAUUAACAACAACAGCUUGACAUCUUCUAAUGAAGAAAGCAGUGAACCCCCACUAGCAUUUCUCUCACCUUCGUCACAAUCAUCUCCAAAAACCUCCCAUUUUUACCCCAAAAUCAUCAAAGAAUCCAAAACCAAUGACAUUGAUGAUAUUCAACACUUAAUUCAGCUUUUGGGUUUAUCAGAUAUUAGAGAGAGAAACCGAAGACACCAAGAAGAAGACGAUGUCAAUGAGAGGGUUUGUCUUGGUGGCGGCGGCGGCGGCGAGUGUUGUGGAUGUGAAGGUGGGUUUUUUGAAAAGAUUGUUGGAGUUAAAGGGCCUAAGUGUGAGAAGGAAGUGGAGAGAUUGGAGGGGUGGAUUAGGUAUUUUUUAGGUGAUGGUGGAGAGGAGAGGAGGGAGCCUUUGAUGCUGGCUUUUUUGCUUUUGGGUAAGGCUGCUUAUGAGCUAGAGGGUGCUGAUGGUGGCGGCUUGGAUUUCCCUUCAACUAUUGAAGAGUUUUUGAAGCUUGACCCACCAGAAGAAUAAAGAUUGAAGCUUCUUCUUCUUCUUUUUUUGUAAGUUGAGUUUAUUAGCAAAAUAAGAGUGGUAUUUGCUAUCUGUAGCCCCUAGGCGAGGUUUGUCAUUAAUGGUAAGGGUGGAUUUUUUGUCAUUAA